This is a messenger RNA of Zootoca vivipara (common lizard), 3547 nucleotides long. RefSeq names its product SH3 domain binding kinase 1 (gene SBK1). NCBI's taxonomy places the organism in Eukaryota, Metazoa, Chordata, Lepidosauria, Squamata, Lacertidae. Gene Ontology annotation, molecular function: protein serine/threonine kinase activity; ATP binding. The record is from RefSeq and is a predicted model, not a curated record. Gene Ontology annotation, biological process: protein phosphorylation.
AACAACGGGCUGCGGCGCAGCAGUAAGGCGUCCGCGGCGGGCGGCGAGCCCCCUCGGGCGCCUGCCUUGAUCGCGCCGCUCUCCCUGGGCCCGGCGCGAUCCGGAGGGAGGAGCGAGCGAGCGGCAGCCCGCAACACAGCCGCCGCGUCUCCGAGGACAUGAGGGCAAGAGCCCGCGCCCAGGCAGUGUGACCAUGAGUGCGGGCUCUAUUGAGCAGGAACCGACACGCAAGCUGGCCUGCUGUGGGGUCCCCCUCAUCACGGAGGACAUGCAGUCACUGGCCAUCCGCACGCUGUCCGGCACGGACAUCAACAAACACUAUGACCUCAUCCGCGAGCUGGGAAAAGGGACCUACGGCAAGGUGGACCUUGUUUCCCACAAGAGCACAGGCACCAAGAUGGCGCUGAAGUUUGUCAACAAGAACAAGACGAAGCUGAAGAACUUCCUGAGGGAGUUCAGCAUUACCAAUACACUCUCCUCGAGCCCCUUUAUCAUCAAGGUCUUUGAUGUGGUCUUCGAGACGGAGGACUGUUACGUGUUCGCCCAGGAAUAUGCACCUGGCGGAGACCUCUUUGACAUCAUUCCGCCACAGGUGGGGCUUCCUGAGGACAUGGUGAAGCGCUGUGUGCAGCAGCUUGGCCUGGCCUUAGAUUACAUGCACAGCAAAAACUUAGUCCACCGGGACAUCAAGCCGGAAAACGUCCUCCUCUUCGACCGCGACUGCCGGCGCGUCAAGCUGGCCGACUUUGGCAUGACGCGCAAAGUGGGGUGCCGGGUGAAGCGCAUCAGCGGGACCAUCCCGUACACGGCGCCCGAGGUGUGCCAGGCCGGCCGGGCCGAGGGCUUCACCGUGGACACCAGCAUUGACGUGUGGGCUUUCGGGGUGCUCAUCUUCUGCGUGCUGACGGGCAACUUCCCCUGGGAAGCAGCCUCGGCCUCGGACACCUUCUUCGAGGAGUUUGUGAGGUGGCAAAAGGGGCGCCUGGCAGGGCUGCCCUCCCAGUGGCGCCGCUUCACGGACAACGCGCUGCGGAUGUUCCAGCGCUUGCUGGCCCUGGACCCGGAGAAGCGCUGCCCCGUGAAGGAGGUCUUCUUCUUCAUCAAGUACGACCUGAUGUCGGAGGUCCGGCGCCGGCCCUCCUACCGCUCCCGCAAGCACACCGGAGACAAGCUCUCCGCCGGCCCUCACCGCCACGAGACGUCCAGCACUUGCACCCCGACCCCCCUCAAGAGGACCAUCCUGACAGAAGGCAGCGUCUCCCGGCUGUCUGCCUCAGAGUCUGGCCUCCCUUCCCCCGGGGCAGGAAGCAGGACUGAUGGGCGCCAGGACAAAGGCAAAGGCCAGAUGGUCCUGGCCACAGCCAUCGAGAUCUGCGUCUGACGAGGGCGCAGCAGGCCCCUGGGUGCCUCACGGCCUGCAGUUAAGAUGUCAGCACUGCGAUGCCCUCUCCUGCUCUGGGACAGGCUGCGUGCGAACGGAAUCCAUUUUGGGAACUAGGACCCAUGUCUUUUGAAGCAAAAAUACAACAACAACGAAAAACAGGGGUGGUGGGGGGAAAGGAUAGAAAACGUGGCUUUCCGUUUUCCUCAGUAAUCCUAAGGAUGUCCGUGGUUGUCUGAGGCCACAGGAGAAGAAAGGCCUUCUCUCCUCAUUCACUUGAAGACUGGGAGCUGAGGGCUGGAUUAAGGGACUGCUGAGUUGGUGGCAGGAGAAGACGGAGCCCAUAGCACCUCAAGGAUGAACAACUGAGGGAAUCGGGACUGUCUCUGGAGGGAGGGGAGAGAAACCCAGUUGGCCGGGGGCUUUCUCUUUUUGCCCAUCAGGACUAGCUUUGAGAUGGUUUCCAAUUGGGGGUCCUUGUGAUGAAAAUAAUAAUAAUAAUAAUGGAUUGGGUUGGGGGUUGGGGUGGAGGGGCAGAAGUGGGGGCAGAAAAGCCCCAUUGAUCUGGCAAGCAGUUUCUUUCUGGGCCUGCUGAGAUAGAGUUGGUGGUAAACAAAGAGGCCGGGGCUGGUUAUUUAAGUCACCUGGAGCCUCUCUGCUGGGCAUCAACUGGCUUCCAGCGCCCCUAUGCCUGGUUGCCAGGGGGUGAGGUCAGAACAGACUCCCGGAAAAAGAGGCUGGGGAGCUGAGUGUGCUGGGGGAGGACUGUCUGUUGAAUUGGCCCUUGUACUGGAUCCAGCUUCCAAUUCCAAUGGCAAGGGGGGAACAGGGACCCCAGCUGGCUGAGCUGCGGCAUUCAGUUUGGAGACCGACACGUAGCGCAGCUAAUAUAUCACUUCCUGAGGAAGUGGCGGGGAGAGUCAUUUUUAUUUCUGACUGGCGCUAACCCUCCAGCUGUGAGCAAAGUACAGAGUCAGGGCAAUCCGGGGACCACAGAGAUAUCACAGUGAUGCCAUUGGUGCCACUGAUGUAGCAAGUGUUUCCUGUGUCAAUGUGUGCGUGUGGCUGUAUGUAAAUGUGUCUCUACAGUCUGGAUGUUUGGGUCAGCCGUUCACUGUUGGCCACGUGGCCAUCGCCACCGAGGAAAAGGCUUGGGUGCUUGGGCCGAAUGAUGGGGAGGACAAAGGGGGAAGCCAUUUUGUGUGAGGCCACCACCCGCCUGUGAUCACAACCAGGCAUGCGCACUGCAAGAGGUGCAUGUGUGAGGGGAAGGGCACUUUGUGUGGGAGCAGAAGCUUCUUCCUGCAGUGCACUGGGAGUUCAAAGCUCAGGCAGGGCUCUCUAGUUCAGCGGUGGGCAAUCAUUUUCCUUGUCAAGAACUGCAUUCCUUCUAUUGAGGUGGGGGGCGGACGGACACACACCUUGAAAGUGGGUGGAACAGGAGUCAGAAUCAGGCAGGGCCCAGGGCCAAAGGUGAAUAUGGCUACCCCACCUUUCUUUCUCCCACCCCCUUUUCUCUCUGUUGCUCCCUUUCUGUUCCUCCCUGUCUUUUUCAGCCACCCCCUUUUUUCUCUCUCUCUGCCAACCUUUCUUUCUGCUGCCCUCUGUUCUCUCUUUUUACCACCCUCUUCCUCUCUUUCUUCUGCCCCCUUUGCUCUCUCAUUUCCUCUCUCUUUCUGUCAUCAUCUUACACCUCCACCCUUCACCCAUGUGAAAUUAGGCCAAGAUUCCCAUGUGGCCCUAAGGCCACAACUUGCCCACCCCUGGUCUCGUUGAACACCAGUCCAAUAAGGAGCAAUCGGGCAGAAAGUUUCAGAGUGUGUAGGGUAUACCCCUAGGGAACCGCAAGACUGGAUGGCUUCAUUAGAAUGUAUUGAGCAUCAAUACAUAAGCUCUUGAACUGAGGCCUGCUAAACUCUUUUAUGGUUUUCUAACUGGCCUAGCUUUUAUAUAAAGAGGAGAAUCCUCUCUGGAGCAACGGCUUAGGAUUCUAGUAUGCUGGAAAACAUGGACAUCUAAAUAUUACAGGAGCCAGGAUUAGGGCCCAUCUGAGAGGGAGCAAUGCCCUGUGCCUAAUGGAGACCCUCAGACGACACGAAGGGCUGCCAGUUCAUACUGCCCAUCUCUGGGAUGACUUUAUAAUCAGGAUUCUGGUACAGAUACAUU